AUGGCUGCAGAUCUGGAUGAAGAGUUACACCUGCUGCGGGACGGCAAAACAAGAAGCACGACUGGGUCAGUGGUUUCGUCACUGUAUCAUUUAAAGGACAUUGACAAUUCGGAUGCUGGGUUCUUUGUGUUUCCCGAUCUGUCCGUGCGCGUCGAGGGCAAUUAUCGUCUUAAACUAAGCUUGUUUGAAAUCAUUGGCAAAGAUGUAUUUCAUUGCAGAUCGAUUAUAUCGGAUGUCUUUAUUGUAUACUCGGCCAAAAAGUUCCCUGGCAUGGAAGAAUCGACUUUUUUGUCCAGGGCGUUUGCAGAUCAGGGGCUGAAAAUUCGGAUACGGAAGGAACUUCGUCGUCAG
This is a messenger RNA of Zychaea mexicana, 351 nucleotides long. Its product is annotated as velvet factor. The record is from RefSeq and is a predicted model, not a curated record. The transcript is spliced from 3 exons. The annotation marks the transcript as partial. NCBI's taxonomy places the organism in Eukaryota, Fungi, Mucoromycota, Mucoromycetes, Mucorales, Lichtheimiaceae.